This is a messenger RNA of Psylliodes chrysocephalus, 1867 nucleotides long. The record is from the annotation of a GenBank genome assembly. Lineage: Eukaryota; Metazoa; Arthropoda; Insecta; Coleoptera; Chrysomelidae.
UUUUAUAAUAUUACAGUUAUUGUAGUUAUAUAGAUAAAAAUUAAAUGCAAAUAGAACACAGUUCAGUUAAUAUUAAUCGAUUAUUAGUACCUAAGAAUUAUAUUUGUGUAUAUAUUGGUAAAUUAAAGCUUUAAAUGAAACAACCCAUAUAUAUUCUACUGGCCAUUGUUUGCUGUCAUCAUGCAAAGGCCAAAGUAUUAGACUGUGAUAAUCCCGUAUAUUGUCAGGGACAACUUCUCGAUGUCGUCCAAAGAUCCAACGUUUACAACGAUUCAAAAAAGUUUGUUGACAUGGUUCAGAAAAAUUCCCAAAACAUAACUCUGGAUCAUUUUCAAGAACUAUUAGCUCAUACCAAUAACAGCCCCACACAUGACGAAAUUCUAAAUUUUCUUAAUGAAAAUUUCGAAUCGGCAACAGAACUGGAAUCUUGGACGCCUGGUGAUUACGUCGAAAAUCCAGAUUUUUUGAAUACAAUAAACGAUACUAAAGUGAAAGAAUUUGCCCAAGCUUUAGUAAAGAUUUGGCCAACACUGGGAAGAAAAGUUAAAGACAGUGUUUUCGAAGAGCAGGAUAGACAUUCCUUUAUUCCUGUUCCAAAUGGAUUUAUUAUUCCCGGAGGACGAUUUGCAGAAAUUUAUUAUUGGGACACUUAUUGGAUAAUUAAGGGAUUAAUUAUAAGUGGAAUGACUGAAACGGUUAGAGGAAUUUUGGAAAAUUUUAUUUCUCUCAUUCAAAGAUUUGGAUUCAUUCCCAAUGGCAGCAGAAUCUACUAUUUGAAUAGAUCACAACCUCCUCUUUUCUCGGCGAUGGUUGGCCUUUAUAUAAAAGCUACAAACAACAUAACGUGGUUGGAGAAACACAUUGAUACCAUUGAGCAAGAACUAAACUGGUGGUUAGAAAAUAGAUCAGUUACCGUUGAGAGAUCGGGAAAGUCAUACAAACUGGUACAAUAUAACGUUAAAAUAGGAACACCCAGACCUGAGUCAUAUUCAGAAGAUAUAGAAACAUGCAAAACUUUUGACAAUGACCAAAAGGAAGCAUGUUACAGAAAUCUUAAAUCUGCAGCCGAAUCAGGUUGGGAUUUUUCUUCCAGAUGGUUUUUCAAUCCAGACGGAUCCAUCGGUACGAAUAUAACUUUCAUAAAUACCACUCGUCUCGUACCAGUAGAUCUCAAUGCUUUCUUUUGUCGAUCUAUUAGAGAACUAUCUAACUUUUACAGAAUCAUCGGUAAUACAAACAAGUCAAAUGAAUGGGGUAACAUCGAAAAACAGUUGAUGCAAGCUAUCCAAGAUGUUCUUUAUAAUAAAGAAGAUAAAAUUUGGUACGACUGGGACAUCGAUCUGUCCCAGCAUAGAAAAGAAUUCUUUGGUAGCAAUUUGGCACCGCUGUGGGCUGAAGCAUUUGAUCCUCAAAACAAAGAUGAAUAUGGUAGCAAUGCAGUUGAUUAUUUAGAAAAAAAUGGUAUAGAUGCUUUCUUAGGAGGAACUCCAACUUCGUUGAUACACAGCGGACAACAAUGGGACUUUCCCAAUGCUUGGCCACCGCUCCAAGAGAUUGUCGUUCUGGGUUUGAAAUAUACAGGAAAUGAUAGAGCUAUUCAGGCUUCUAAAAUGUAUGCUGAAAGAACAUUGACGGCAUAUAUGACAGGAUAUGAUAAUGCUCAAGAAAUGUUUGAAAAAUACGAUGCAGUGAACGUUGGAGAAUUUGGUGGGGGAGGCGAGUACAUUGUACAAUUUGGAUUUGGCUGGACUAAUGGUAUAGCUCUUUCGUUAAUAGAACUAUUAUAUUGACUUAAAUUAUGUAUUAGAUAUUUAUGUUGUAGUAAAUUUAAUAAAAUUUGUUACUGUUUUAUUUUUUUUUGUAUUAG